GACAGGCGAGGGCUCCCCGGGGACGGCGGCACCUCGGGGAUGUGGACACCCCGGUGACAGGGACCCCCCCCCCCCGGGGAGGAGGCCGCCUCGGGGACGUGAGCACAGGGGCACCGGGAUGGGGGGGCCGGGGGGCCUCGUCCUCCUCAUCCUCCUCACCGGGUGCCUCGAUGUCUCCAUUCCCAUGGGUGCCACUGGAACAACCAGACCCACAUGUUCCCCUCCUCUGGGUGCCACAGUGUCCCCAUCCCCAGGGGCAGCACUGGAGGACCCUGGGGCAGCCGGACCCAUGUGUCCCCCUCCCUGGGGUGCCCCAGCGUCCCCCUCACCGAGGACAGCGCCAGGGCAGCGGGUGCCUCGGAGGACGAUCCCGGGGGCAGCAGGCGCCCUGCGGGUGAGCCAGGAGCCGGAGCAGGCAUGGGUGGCCCCGGGCGGCGGGGUGGCCCUGGGGUGCCGUGUGGUGGUCGCCGAGCCCUGGGAGCUGCUCCGCCUGGAGUGGUUCAAGGACGGGGGGGACGAGGCGCUGUGCGUCGCCCGCCUGCGCCCCGCCGGCGCCGAGGCCCCCUGCGCCCCUCGCCUGCACCUCGCCUGGCGCCCGCCCCACGCCACCCUGCACCUGCGCGGCGCCCGCCCGGGCGACGCCGGCUGCUACGUGUGCCGGGCCACCCUGGAGAUCCCCCGCCUCGCCACGGCCGCCGGCAACGGCACCCUGCUCAGCACGGGCGCAGGGCUGGCCGGGGGGCUGGCGGAGGGCCUGGGGGUCUCGGCCCUGCUGCUGCUUGGCCUGGCCCUUGGCUACGGCUGGCACCGGCGCAGGAGCGCAGAUUCGGUCAUCUACGUGAACACAGUGCCCCACGCGGCAUAGGCCCCCAGGAAGCCAGUUCCCCUCGAGGAGAUGGACAACAGGGGCCUCCAGCAGGCCCGGCCCCCCGGGCACCCUGCGUGCCCCGGGUAUCCCAGGCAUCCUGGGGCCCCGGGCGCCUGCCGUGCCUGGUCCUGAGGGAGUGCACAGGGGCUCCGACGACCCACAGAGACAUCCCUGGUUGCACUUUUUUUGUAUUUGGGAAUUAAAA
Rhea pennata is the source of this 1073-nucleotide messenger RNA. RefSeq names its product transmembrane and immunoglobulin domain containing 2 (gene TMIGD2). Bases 119 to 865 code for a protein of 248 amino acids. The record is from RefSeq and is a predicted model, not a curated record. Lineage: Eukaryota; Metazoa; Chordata; Aves; Rheiformes; Rheidae. The transcript is spliced from 4 exons.